This is a messenger RNA of Sclerotinia sclerotiorum 1980 UF-70, 1539 nucleotides long. RefSeq lists its product as hypothetical. Lineage: Eukaryota; Fungi; Ascomycota; Leotiomycetes; Helotiales; Sclerotiniaceae. The record is from RefSeq and is a predicted model, not a curated record. The transcript has a single exon. Gene Ontology annotation, molecular function: iron ion binding; oxidoreductase activity, acting on paired donors, with incorporation or reduction of molecular oxygen; heme binding. The coding region runs from base 1 to 1539 and encodes 512 amino acids.
AUGUUCCAUUUAAUUGUCUCCCUCCCGAUAUGGGUACUCAUCUCCAUCCCAGCCUCCAUAUACUUGCUAAGUAUCAUCUUCCUCGCAAUAAUCGACCCUCUCCGCCAUAUUCCAGGUCCUUUUCUCGCACGCUUUACCCGAGCCUGGUACUUUUGGGAGAUAUACAAAGGUUCUUUCUACCGUACAAACCAACAGCUACACUCUCGCUAUGGUCCUAUCGUUCGCAUCGCACCCCAUGAAUACUCAAUCGACGAUGUUCAAGCUGCUAGAGUCAUCUACUCUACGGCUGGAGGCAGCUUCCCAAAAGCCCCAUGGUAUCGGGCAUGGAUGCCACUAGAUUCAGGACCGGAAACGUUGUUCACGGAGCGUAAUCCGCAUCGCCAUUCUGCACAACGACGCAAGGUAGCUAAUCACUAUAGUAUGAGUUCACUGGUUGGAUAUGAAAUAUAUGUGGAUAAUUGUACCGAGUUACUCUCAAGACGUUUUGGCGAGUUGGCAAAUUCAGGAAAUAUCGUAGAUUUGCACCAUUGGUUACAAUGCUAUGCAUUUGAUGUUAUUGGAGAAAUUACAUUUGGGAAACGCUUUGGCCUUUUAGAUAUGGGAGAGGACAAAGAUGGUGUGUUUAAGGCUCUUGAUUCUGGAACAUCGUAUUCUACAUUUGCUGGUAUUUGGAGCUGGGUCCACGGAUUUCUUCUUCCUAUAAUGCCUAAAACUGGGGGUCUUGCAUAUCUUGUUGAUUUUACCGAGAGUAGUAUCUCAGAAAAGAUCAAACUGUUGAGGGAUCCGAGAAGCGGAGAAAAUGAGAGAGAGGGUACACCAGAUAUCAUGACGAAGAUAUUGAUGGCGUCUGAAAAGGAUCCGGAGAAGAUUACCAGAGCCGAUUUGUUCAAUACAUGUUUUGCGAAUAUUGGUGCUGGGAGUGAUACAACGGCUAUUACUCUUUCGAGUGUGCUAUAUCAUCUGUUUAAGCAUCCGGAGACGUAUCACAGGCUGAGAGAGGAAAUUGAAACGGCGGCCAAAGAGGGAAGGGUUUCGGACCCAGUUACUUUCAAAGAAGCCCAUGGACUACCAUAUCUACAAGCUGUCAUUAAAGAAGGACUACGAGUCCACCCUGCUGUAGGUCUGGGGCUACAACGUGUUGUGCCAGCCGGAGGUACUACCAUCGCAAAUCAAUUCAUACCAGGUGGUUCGACAGUUGGCAUCAAUGCAUACGUCGCCCAUCUAAAUACGUCAGUAUGGGGCUUAGAUGCAGAUACAUGGAGACCAGAAAGAUGGCUCGAAAUUGAAGAACAAGGUCGAGGUGGAGAAGUCGAAAAGUAUUUCUUUUCAUUUGGCAUGGGAUCAAGAACGUGUAUUGGGAAGAAUAUUAGUUUGUUGGAGAUUAACAAGUUGAUACCGCAGCUGAUGAGAAGAUUUGAUUUUGAGCUGGAUACGGAUGUUGAGGAAAAUGGGGGCUUGAUUUCAAAAAGUAGAUUUUUUGUCAAGCAACAGAAUUUUAGAGGGAGGGUGUUAAAUAGGAGGGGUAGUAAGAUUGGAUAG